Messenger RNA from Brienomyrus brachyistius, 987 nucleotides. Its product is annotated as DNA-directed RNA polymerases I, II, and III subunit RPABC1. The transcript has 8 exons. The coding region runs from base 135 to 767 and encodes 210 amino acids. The record is from RefSeq and is a predicted model, not a curated record. NCBI's taxonomy places the organism in Eukaryota, Metazoa, Chordata, Actinopteri, Osteoglossiformes, Mormyridae. Gene Ontology annotation, molecular function: DNA binding; DNA-directed RNA polymerase activity. Gene Ontology annotation, cellular component: RNA polymerase I complex; RNA polymerase II, core complex; RNA polymerase III complex. Gene Ontology annotation, biological process: DNA-templated transcription.
ACAUCACGUGAUCUCCUCGCAGAGGAUGCCGGUUUACAUUUCCAGAAGCGUGCGUAUGUUUUUAGGAAAUUAGCAAUAAUUGUACGAUUUCCCUUGGUUUUUUGUUUUUAGUUCGUGAAACCUAGGACUUUAUUAUGGAUGACGAAGAGGAGACCUAUAGGUUAUGGAAAAUUAGGAAAACAAUAAUGCAGCUGUGCCAUGACCGUGGAUACCUGGUGACCCAGGAUGAAUUGGACCAGACCCUGGAUGAGUUCAAGGGCCAGUUUGGUGACAAACCCAGCGAGGGCCGGCCCCGGCGCACAGACCUCACUGUGCUGGUCGCCCACAACGACGACCCCACAGACCAGAUGUUUGUUUUCUUCCCUGAAGAACCCAAGGUGGGCAUUAAGACCAUCAAGAUGUAUUGCCAGCGAAUGCAAGAGGAGAAUAUCACACGAGCUAUUAUCGUGGUGCAGAUGGGAAUGACGCCUUCGGCAAAGCAGUCUCUAGUAGACAUGGCUCCCAAAUACAUCCUGGAACAGUUUCUCCAACAGGAGCUUCUUAUCAACAUCACAGAGCACGAGCUUGUUCCUGAGCACAUCGUGAUGACCAAAGAAGAGCUGGCCGAGCUCCUGGCGCGAUACAAACUUAAGGAGAGCCAGCUACCCAGAAUCCAAGCUGGUGACCCGGUUGCUCGAUACUUCGGACUGAAACGGGGGCAGGUAGUGAAGAUCAUCAGGCCGAGUGAGACGGCAGGACGGUAUAUCACCUAUAGGCUGGUACAGUAAAGAGACUGCUGUGGUUCGGUGGUCUGCAGGUGAGCGGAGCCGGCAUAUCUUGGCCCAUCCCCUACUGCGAAUGGUGAUUACUGGGCUGUGACCCAGAGAAAGAGAGUGGGGUCUCCCGGUCCCCAGGAAGAAGACCCCUGAAGUAUUUCUGUUAUGUUGGUUCACUGGUUUUGUGCUGGAUUUUUUUCAUAUUAAAUAAAGUUAACAGUUUUUGGCAGAA